UCACAGGCUAUUGUGAAUCGGAGGCCAGCGGCCCCACAAUGCCAGGCGGGGGAGCCCCUCUCUCAGCUACACGCCACAGCAUCACCGCCUCGCCUCACUGAGAAGGACAGAGAGGAGAGCAAUGCGAAGGGAUGUAAGAUGGCAGAGCUACAAAUGCUAUUAGAGGAGGAAAUCCCUGCCAGUAAAAGAGCCCUUGUAGAAAGCUACCAGAACCUGUCCAAGGUUGCGGAAUACUGUGAAAACAAUUAUGUUCAGGCUCAAGACAAGAAAAAGGCCCUGGAGGAGACCAAGGCCUAUACCACCCAGUCUCUGGCCAGCGUGGCCUACCAGAUCAACGCCUUAGCUAACAAUGUGCUGCAGCUGCUGGACAUCCAGGCCUCGCAACUGCGACGCAUGGAGUCCUCCAUCAACCACAUCUCCCAGACGGUGGAUAUCCACAAGGAGAAGGUGGCACGUCGAGAGAUCGGCAUCCUGACCACAAAUAAGAACACCGCACGCACCCACAAGAUCAUCGCCCCUGGCAACAUGGAGCGGCCGGUGCGCUACAUUCGAAAGCCCAUCGACUACACACUGCUGGACGAUGUGGGACACGGCGUCAAACAACAUGGGAACAAUGCGGCAGGAAGGGGAGGGACACUUUCCAGGACCACCCCACCCUCACAGAAACCCCCAAGCCCCCCCAUGGCUGGUCGCGGUACCCUGGGGCGUAACACUCCCUACAAGACCCUGGAGCCAGUGAAGCCUCCAGUGGUGCCCAAUGACUACAUGACGAGCCCCGCCCGACUGGGCAACCAGCACAGCCCCGCACGCACAGCCUCCCUCAACCAGAGGCCCAGGACACACAGUGGCAGCAGUGGCGGAAGUGGCAGCAGGGAGAACAGUGGAGGCAGUGCAGUUGGUAUUCCACUCGCAGUUCCCACCCCCUCCCCUCCCAGUAUGGGGCAAGUGGUGACGUCCUCUGCCUCGGUGCCCCAGGGCCCCGGCUUGGGUCCAAUACCCAUGUCCCAGUUCGGCACCAUCUCCCGCCAGAUCUCCCGUCACAACUCUUCCACCACCUCCUCGGCCUCCAUGGUGUCGGCCACUGGCACCUACCGCCGCGCACCCUCCGUCUCAUCCCAGCAGCCCCACAUCAACGGUGGUCCGGCCUACCCACAGAACUUGGGACAAGCAUCUUCCUUGGCACAGAUGGAGGAGGCUGUUUGUCUUGUCUGGGAGGAGAGAGACAAUGAUGCAGAGCUGCAUCAACCAGGGUCUGUAACUGGGGCAGCGUAUGAUCUCUGUGAUGUCUGCUCAUUUAAAUUUAAUUCAAGUAAAAUAUACUGGGAUUUCUGGUGGAUGUAAUGGCAGAAAAAGCAUGAGGGAUUUCAUUGAUCUCUCGGGUGUAGCUGUGGAUGGAUGUGACUCUGCGGUGUGAGUAGAGUGGAAUAAUAAGCCCAGUGAGUUUACAGACGCCAUUCCAUGUGAUUUAUGAGUCAGACCUGGCGUGCACUGGUGUGACAUCAUGUCUUCAUCUGUCAGACAAGCAGUGCUUGUCUGUUUGUCUCUUCAUUUUUCUCCUUUAAAGAAACUGGAGCAAAAAGUCCUGUUCUAGAGGCAGAAGGUGGCGAUUGUGUGGAUGCUAGGCUGUCCAGUAGAGAGUGAACUAAAUGUAGCACUCAAUCCAGACAUACCACUCUAAUUCAUAUACAGAUGCUGCAGCUCUCCCUGUAAAUGCUUUUUUUGAGAACACACAUCCCUGCCAUGUUACAGCGCCCGAGCUUCCACCUUGCAACUCAUGUCUUUAGGCCUGUGUAGUGCUUUGCAGCUCUUGCAUUGUAGCAGAAACAUAUUGCUAGCUACGGCCUUUCACUCUUGAUGUUAAACGGAUGCCGAUGAGGUAGAUUUCCUAACUGAGAUGAGACGAAUGCCUCCUUAAACGAAGGAAACAAUAGAACAAUGAUUGGAAAUGUGUGAAAGAGUUGCUCAGCAAUGCUUUCUGCACUCACAAGCUGUUUGUUUUCUUAAAUUCACCUCUCUUUCUGCAUUCUGUGUUUGGACUUCAUCUCCUCUGUAAUGUUUAUUUGCUCUUCGCUUGACGUUGCCUGUCUCCCUGUCCAACACCUCCAUCUCUCUCUGUCUCUCUGCUGCUUCGUCUGCCUCUCUGGGUGUUGCUGCUCCAGUGUCUGUGGCUCCUCCGCCUCCUCCUCCAAUGGUUCAGCUGACCCCACAGAUCCCUCUGACCGGCUUUGUUGCCAGAAUGCAGGAGAGCAGUAAGUAGAAAAUCCAUGUAAAACAUGCACAUGCACCGAGUUAAGCAGAUAUACAUGUGUGAGUUCAAUUAAACCCAUUAUAUAUUAUACACACACUCACUUAUGCACAUACAGGCUGUGUGUUUCCAAAUAUCUCAGUAUUCAAUUCACAUUCUUAUAGAGAUGACUCUUUACAUUCACAUCCACACUCUGAGACAGUUACGACCACACAGUUGCACAAAACACACACACAGUAUACACUGUAGGUGGGGCUGAAUAAAAAAACUGAAUUAAUUGAAUGACCUACAUUAAAAAUCUCUGAACGACCUAAAUUGACUCCAAUCAAAUUUUCACCGAAUGUACUGAAAUAAUGCAGAACGGUAAAUCCAUCUUGAUACAGAUCUUCAGUCAUAUUGGUCGUAUUUUAUGUCUCCGUGAAUGUGGCCAUACAAACCUAGAGAAACACCUUUCAUCAAUGCUCUGAAGCAUCCACACGUAGCCUCACUUUUACACUCUUCCCCGUGGCUUGCUUCACUCGGCACACCUUUUCGUGCACUGUAUUUGGGGUCGAGGGGGAGCACACGCCCCUCGGCUGAAUGUCUGUUGCCAUGGUGAUGGAUCACGGAAAGCGUGCAUCCCGUUCUUUCUGUCCACUGAGGAGAGAAAAUGUGACCUGAUGCCGUGUGCUGAUUCACCCAUCAGCCUGUCUGUGUUUGUCCGGUCAAACGUGAUGCAGACUGCCGGCCUGCUGCACCACCAAAGAAUGCAAUAUGUCUUAAACCAAGUUUAUGGUCUCAAGCCGGUAAUUAGCACAUUUUGAUACAAAGAAUUGUGAACCUAUAUUCAUUAAGCUUUUGCCUCGUAUUCUUCUAAACAGACAGAGGCACACAGGAAGUGAAGCAUGUCACAUUUCCCACCAGAAACAGGGAUUGCUAUCCAAAUAGAAGAAGCAGUGGCUAGUUAGUAUGACCAGUGAUAGCCCCCCUCCCAAGAAAUGCUGAUCUCAUAUAUAAUCACUUUAAACACAUGCUUUUCAAAUGUUUUUAAGAGUGAAUUUCUGUCUGCCUGAAUUGUAAUUUACUAUUAAUACAGAUUUUUUGUCAGAUGUAUUUCCCGCCAACUACAUAGCAUGCUGAGACUAAAUGUAACGUAUGUUGUGUUUACACAGACCUUAAAGGGGCAAUGGACCGGACUAAUAAAAUGCAAGACAGCUUUUAUUAUAUCGUGAAGCAUUUUCAGCUCUUAAUGCUAAAGAAUAUUAAAAUGUAGUUGUUUAACCAGUAGAUAAAAAGGUAUGUAUGCAGUUCUCUGGUUCCUUAUGCAGUUUGUUUAAUUCAAGAGCAGGCUUAUGAAUUAGUUACACAAGGAGGUGCCGUUUUUCUUUCAUCUCUGGACUUGAAUGUGUUUAAGUAGCACUAGUGGAAGAGUGUCAGGACCUUGUGUGAUUUAUUUAUUAAGCCAGUAAAACACAUAUCCAGCCAAUAGACCACCUUGUCCUUGUAUAUGCAGACCACUUAGUAAAAUUAAAUACGAGAGGCUGAAACAUCCAUUUUAGGCACCAAGAGUAAAAAAAUUAAAAAAAAAACUUAAUAGAUAGUCAUUUGGAAAUUCUUGGUUUAAAUGGGGUGACAAAUACAAUGAAGGGUGCUAUUAGCAUAUGUAUUUCUUUUUUUACCAACAAUACUAGCAGGGCUGUAGCUGCCAUUGAGAACAGAAGUCUGGGGUUAAGCCACCUGGGGGGGUUGUAUUCCACAGUGUUUUAGACUGAACAUGAUUUCAUUGGACAUAGGUUAAGAAACAAAUACACUAGUAGUAGUAGUGACCCGGCGCUGCCCUCUAGUGGACAUUUAAGUGCAUAAGUCGCCACAGUAACAGGGUCCAUAAAGGUUUUUGUUGGUCUCUAUAAUGGUUGUCAAUAUGGAAAUAUUAAUUUGACAAUAUCUAUGCACGUUUAAAGUCAAGUCCCAUUGUCCCUCUUCACAGUGAAAUUUUUUUGUUGCAAAAAAUAGUCCAACCCCCCCCCAAAAAAUGAAAUGGAAUGAAUAAAAGAGGGUGUCAAAAAAAAUAACAUUUGGAAGGGAAAUUGAACACAAACUCUGAGAGAGACACAUUUUGAAAUUGGCUGCGCUGACGGAUGAGAUGAGGAGAGCUAACGUGUUAUCUGUGCACUUCUCUCUGAUCCUCCAUCUCCUCCACUGUCUGUCCUCUUUCAGUAACGGACAGCCCCGCCCCGCCUCCUCCGCCUCCCCCAGAGG
Cyclopterus lumpus (lumpfish) is the source of this 4483-nucleotide messenger RNA. Its product is annotated as abl interactor 1-like. Bases 139 to 1341 code for a protein of 400 amino acids. Gene Ontology annotation, cellular component: lamellipodium; intracellular anatomical structure. Lineage: Eukaryota; Metazoa; Chordata; Actinopteri; Perciformes; Cyclopteridae. Gene Ontology annotation, molecular function: SH3 domain binding. The record is from RefSeq and is a predicted model, not a curated record. The transcript is spliced from 8 exons.